Messenger RNA from Leptopilina boulardi, 6086 nucleotides. Its product is annotated as echinoderm microtubule-associated protein-like 2. The transcript has 19 exons. Gene Ontology annotation, biological process: microtubule cytoskeleton organization. Gene Ontology annotation, molecular function: microtubule binding. Lineage: Eukaryota; Metazoa; Arthropoda; Insecta; Hymenoptera; Figitidae. Bases 826 to 3537 code for a protein of 903 amino acids. The record is from RefSeq and is a predicted model, not a curated record. Gene Ontology annotation, cellular component: mitotic spindle.
CUGUUGCCAGUACUUGGUUGCGAUCUCGAGUGUAAGGUUCCGUCAAUCGCUACCUUCUUUGCAGAUACAUAACUGGUGAACAAUAUUAAAUAUUGUGUCUUAUAUUUUUAACUUUUAAACAAUAUUUCCAUACGUUUUUCUUUAAACGUUAAAUAAUUUUAAAACAAUUAUUAAAAAAAAAAAAAAUCCUUUAGCAAAAAAAGAGAAUAUUUGUAUAUAUUUUUUUUUAAAUAUUUAAAGUUCGGAAAAACGUGCAAAGAGGAGAGGGGUGGGAGAGAAAAAAAAAGAAAGGUUAGCUACUUUAGACGCCGACCAAGUGGAACUUCCGGCGCCGCUUCCUCUUUUUUCUUUUCGCAUAUAUAUAUAUAUAUAUAUAUAUAGUGGUGAACCAUAACGCGUUCGUGCGAAAAUUUCUUUUUUUUUCGCCAAAAUAAAUUUUUAUUGUUUGCAAAUGAAAAACGGUGAAAUUACUUUAUAAAUAUAUAAAAGUAAAAAGUUACUUUUCAUUUGACGGGUGUGCGACGAAAACAAAGUGUGGGUGUAUUUUAUAAUAUAUAUAUAUAUAUAUAUAUAUAUAUAUAUAGUUUGCAAUAUAUUUUGCUAUAUAUAAAUGUGUGUGUGACCAUAUAGUCUUUAAGAAUGUGCAAACUCACUAUUAUUGAACCUCAGCUUAGAAUGUAUCUUGAGAAACUAUUGCAGUGAGACGAAAUCUCGCAACAACCAAACGAGAAAUACGAUACGUUUGCGUUUCACGCAGAAAGAGAGGAGAACGUGUGUGUAUGUGUAUGGUCUUCGAAUUAUGAAAAGAAAAUUCUGGUUUCGACGAUGCGCGUAAACGGGCAUCAACUGCAGGAUACGAGUCACGAAAUGGACGAGAUGUUGGAGUGUGAAACUGGAUCGCUAUUGGGUCGAGUCGCCGACUUGGAGAAGCAGUCUUUGGCUCAAAGAGACGAGAUUGUCUGUCUUCGAGCGACUUUGGCGGAUGCUCUCAGGCGAAUCGCUCAAUUGGAGGGUCGUGAGAAGCGGGAGGAUGACAGAAAUGAAAGGAGAAACGAGAGAGGUCUCUCUUCGCCCUUGAGGAACGGACACGUUCCAUUUAGAAGUAACCAAAAUUCAGUUCCUUUAAAGGACAUAAGACUGCGACAAACGGCUUCUCUUGGUCUUAGGAGUUCUCCAACGUCAGGAUCAACUCAUGAUGUCAGAGAUGCAAAUUCAAGCCCUAGACGACCUGGAAAUUAUACUUCACCGUCGCAACUUCCUCAAAGAAGAUCCGUCCACUAUCAAUCAACAAAUUCUCUACACUCUGACAGCCCAAGCAGUAGUAGCGUAUCUCCAGUGCCAUCGCCCAGUCCUAGGGCUACGCCACUUCCUGCUGCAAGCAGAUCUCUAACAACAAGAACGAAUGGACCACCGCCUAGUAGUUUAAGAAGAGCAAAGAGAUGGUCUUCAACGGGCGAUUUUACGCAUUCCCCUCAAUGUCCCGGAAAUAACACUCAACUUGCCGGUUCUAGAUUAUCUGCCUCCACCAAAUCAUUGUUCAACCUCUUCAAGCCUCCAGUGCCAAACAGCGUGAAACACGGCACGAGAGACAUGCAGUACAACGAGGAUGAUGGUACUGUACGAAUAUACCUUCGAGGACGACCAAUUCUCCUUUAUGUGCCUACUCCAUUGGUGGAGACCUACGAUCCCCAUAAGGUUAAUACACCACCUCAGAGUAAAUUGAAAUUAGACUGGGUCUAUGGAUACAGAGGAAGAGACUGUCGAAAUAAUUUACAUCUCCUUCCAACUGGAGAAAUUGUCUAUUUUGUCGCUGGCGUUGUUGUCCUUUAUAAUAUGGAAGUUCACAGUCAAAGACAUUACAUUGGUCAUACUGACGAUGUCAAGUGCAUGGCCAUACAUCCUAAUAAAUUAGUUGUCGCCACUGGUCAAGUUGCUGGCGUAGAUCGAAAUGCUAUGCCACACAUUAGGAUAUGGAAUUCAGUGAGUUUAACAACACUGUCAGUAAUCGGUAGCGGUGAAUUUGAUGGAUCAAUUUGCUGUUUAUCAUUUUCAAAAGCAGAUGGGGGAAAUUUUUUGUGCGCUAUUGAUGAAACUGCGGAUCAUAAUAUUUCCAUUUGGGAUUGGCAAAAAGGUGAUCGAGGCGUCAAAGUCACCGAGACGAAGUGUUCGGUUGAUACGGUGGUAUGCGCCGAAUGGCAUCCGCUGGAACGAAAUCAGAUUGUCUCAUGUGGCAAAGGUCACGUAUCCUUUUGGUCCUUGGACAAUGGUGGAAUGCUUUACAAGAAAAUGGGAGUUUUUGAGAGUCGCGAAAAGCCAAGAUACGUGACUUGUGUUGCUUUCAAUCAAAAUGGUGAUGUCCUCACUGGUGAUAGUAAUGGAAACAUUAUUGUUUGGGCAAGAGGAACGAAUACAAUUGCAAGGCUGGUGAAAAAUGUCCACGAGGGAUCGAUAUUUUCCAUGUGUGUUUUAAAGGAUGGAAAUAUCGUCACAGGUGGUGGCAAGGAUGGAAUGCUUUAUCAUCUUGAUGGGUCCUUGAACAAAACUGGCCAAAGUGCACAGAUUGAGGAUCACUUUGGUGGAAUUCGUACAGUCAACGAAGGCAGAGGUUCUCAAUUUUUAGUGGGUACAACGAGAAAUUGUAUUUUGGUUGGUGAUAUGGAAAUGGAAUUUCAUCCAACGGUUUUGGGACACGCUGACGAGGUAUGGGGUUUGGCAUCACAUCCAACUUUGCCACAAUUUGCAACUGCAGCUCAUGAUCGUUUAUUACAAAUGUGGGAUAGUCUCAGUCACACUGUCGUUUGGAGUAAGGACAUCGGGGAGCAAGCGCAAAGUGUCUGCUUUUCGCCAGAUGGAAAUAUAUUGGUUGUCGGUUGUACAAAUGGAAAAUGGUUAGUGAUUGACAGUGAAACUAGAGAAUUAUACAGUCAUCAUACAGAUGGUUCUGAGCCAAUUCAGGUAAUGAAAUUUUCCCCGGAUGGCUCAUUGCUUGCUAUUGGUUCUAGAGAUAAUCACAUUUACAUUUAUCAAGUGAACGAAGAAGCAAUAAAAUACAGUCGAGUUGGACGUUGUAUGCCAAAGAGGAUUCGAAGACGCGGAGGACAUUCCAGUUUUAUAACUCAUUUAGAUUGGUCGGCAGAUGGAAAUUAUCUUCGAAGUAACAGCGGAGAUUACGAAUUACUUUAUUGGAAUCCGGGAGUUUGCCGACAAAUUCCUCAAUCAUCAAGUUUAAGGGAUGUUGAUUGGUCAACGCAGAGUUGUGUUAUUUCUUUUGAAACAAUUGGAAUUUGGCCGGAUGGUGCCGACGGUACUGAUGUUAAUAAUUGUUCUCGUAGUGGCGAUGGCAAGUUACUUGCCACUGGAGAUGAUUUUGGUAAAGUCAAACUCUUUUCUUAUCCAGCUUGCCAACCAAAGUCUCUUCAUCAUUCUUAUGGAGGUCAUUCGAGUCAUGUGACAAAUGUGGCCUUUCUACAGGAUGAUACUCGACUUGUAUCAAUUGGAGGGGGUGAUACCAGCGUUUUACAGUGGAUUGUAAAUUAGAUUCAUGAAAAAAAAAAAAAAAAACGGAAAUGACAUCAUCGGAAAUUUGCGAUAACACCAUUUUUCUUUCCAAACUAAUCGAUAGAUGAAAAAUGGAGAAAGCGAGACGCGAAAUCACUUUCUUUCAACAUCCGAACAGGACGACUUUCGGUUUUAAACAGUGUUUCUCAACCGUGUCUUUAUGUCCGCCUAUCAAAUGCAAUUUCGCUUUUAUAAUUAAUUUUACAAUUAUUAGCGCGUUCGAUUGUAAAUAAUAAAAAAUGAAAUAUAUAUUUAUAUUUCAAUUAAUAAUUUUUGAGGUUGAUUUCAUAGUUUUAUAUUUUCAAACAAAAAUUUAAAGAAACGAAUUUCUUUCUCUUCUAAAGGCCUCAAAAAUUAUUUAUUACAUUUUUACAAAAACAGUUUCAAUAAAUUUAUCAAUAUUUCUUUUUCAUUUUUUUUUUUUCAAGUUUAGAUAUUUAUUCCAAAAAGUUUGACUUGAUAAAUUUUAUUCAACGAAAACUUGCAAAUUACAUAUAUAAAUUUAUGAAAAAAAAAAAAGAAAAAUCAGAUUUAUAAACUAUAAAAACAAUUAUAUAUACCUCUCAUGUAAUGAAAAUACUAUUUUUAGACAAAUUUUUUAUGCACAAUAAAAAGCAGGAUUGUAAAAAAUAAAAAAAUUUCUGUCCACAUAACAAAAAUAUGUUAUUAUUGUAUUGAUAGAAAUAUCGAAUACAUAUUAAAAUCAGAAAUUAACUAUUUGAAAUACAUAAUAUUUUUCGAUAAGCUAUGUUAGUUUCAAAAUUAUAGUUUUUUGAGAUGAAUAAAUUUUAAUUUGUUGUUAAAAAGAAAGCUUCGAAUUCUAAACGAAGACAAGAGACUUGACGAAACAAUUUUUUUAUAAUUAUUAUUAAAAAAAUAAUCAUUUAAUUAUGUUAUGCGAGAAAGUAUUAAACAUAAAAUUUUAAGUUUUUUUCUUACGAAAAAAUCUAUACUGCAUUAUUUAUUUGAAUUAUCACGAGAAGAUAUUAGAUGUUAAAAAGUUAAAAUAAAUAUAUUUUAAGGCGUAAAUACUGUUUCAAUUUGAAAAAAUAAAACGCUGCGCACAAAAUUUGUUCAUGUUGCCAUGCCAAAUACUAUUAUUUGACAUUAAAAUGUCUGCAUAAUUAUUACUAAAUAAUAAUAUUAAAUUAAUGUAUGUAGUAAUAAUAUGUAUUAUCAAUUAAUUAAGUAAUAUUAGUAAUUAAUAUUCAAAAAUAUUAAAAUAUGUAUUGUAAUAUUAUUAUUAUUAUUAUUAUUAUUAUUAUUAUUAUUAUUAUUAUUAUUAUUAUUACUAUUAUUAUAAAUUAUUAUAAUUAGAUAUUAAUUAGAUAUAUGGAAUUAUCGUUUUAAAAGUAGACCUAACUGGUUUUGUAAAAAUCAAAAUUAUUUAUAGACGUUGAAAAAAGGAUUAAUUUUCAUCUUUUAUUAUGCGCGAAUAGGAACAUAAAAAAAAUAUACUUUAUGUUAAUAAAUGCACAAUAAUUGUAUUAUUAAAUAAUUAUAUUAUACUUUAUAAAAAGUACUUAUUUAUAAUGUUUGAUAGCGAAAUGAAAAAUAACCUUCGAAAUUUUAUUAGUCUCUUGUCUUCGUCAAACUAAUAAACUCCAUAUAUGCGACAAUUGCCGUCCAUAAAGUUCAAGAUAUAAAUUCAAGGUGAUUCGACAAAAUUGUAAAAAAAAAAAAAAAAAAAAAUUUGCCAAACCAGUCAGAGGCCUUUGACAAUAUUCAGAUCGCAAGUGAGUGAAAAUUUCUCUAGAAUUUAAAAAAAAAAAAAAAAAACACAAAUUUUGGUGUAAAUAUAUUGAAAAUAUUUAUUAGUUCAAUUGAAUUUAAAAAGAGAAGUUUAAUUAAAAAUUAAUUUUUAAUUUCGAAUUUUCAAUGUAUUAAAAUUCGAAGCUUUAUUUAUUAAAAAUUCGAAAUUUAAUAAACUAACUAUAACUAAUAAAAAAUAAUUUAGUUCAAAUUAGAACAGAAUAUAGCUAAUUAAUAAAUUGAAAGCAAAAAAUUGAAAAUCUAAUUAGAAACUGGCAAUAAUAAUUAAUAAAAAUUAAAAAGCAAUAUUUUUUAAAUGAAAAAUGUUAAAAUCGUAUACGAUUAUAAUUUUUAUUGAAAAGAAAAAAAAAAUAUUCAGCGAAAUUGCAAGUUUAAAAAAAAAAAUGUAAUUUUGUAGUAAUUAAAUAUAGGAAGUAGGAAACAAAAUUUUCAUUCCUUCAUAUAUGCGUGUAAAGUUUCAAAGAUAAGAGAAAUGCAAGACAAAUAUAUAUAUAUAUAAUUGAGGCCUUUUUCUCAGUAAAAAAAAAAAAAAAAAAAAAUCAAAGAGAAGAAAAUUUCUCUGUUCUUUUUUUUGGAAUGAACCAAAGUCAUACUUAAUAAAUGCGCGCGAGAAUUUUUCAAUAUAUUUUCUUCUCUCCGUGAUCGUGUAAGAUAUCUUACCUAAAUAUACAUAUAUAUUUUAUUUAUGUCUGUCAAUGAUGAUAAAAUUGUAAGCUCUUCGAAGUAUAUAUAAUAAAUAUGAAUUUUCCUGAAAA